Molecule: messenger RNA, 774 nt
Organism: Anopheles maculipalpis
Lineage: Eukaryota; Metazoa; Arthropoda; Insecta; Diptera; Culicidae
Product: trypsin-3-like
Exons: 4
Coding region: 16-774 (252 amino acids)
Biological process (GO): proteolysis
Molecular function (GO): serine-type endopeptidase activity
Source: RefSeq, a predicted model, not a curated record
GUAACCUGUGCAAAGAUGAAUUUACAGCUUGCUGGGGUGCUUUGUCUUCUGGUGGCCGGUUGCCUGGCGGCUGUGCCUAGGAGAAACGAGCCUCGCAUCGUUGGUGGUAGUGAUGCGUCGAUCGAGGACCAUCCCUACCUGGUGUCGCUCCGAAAGCUGCACAAGCACAAUUGUGGCGGUGCCAUCCUAAAUGCGAACACCAUCCUUACGGCGGCACACUGUGUGUACUACGCGGAACUUGUACCGUCAGACUUUGAAGUACGCGCUGGAUCUACACUCCGCAAUGAAGGAGGUCAGCUGGUCACCGUGUCCGAGAUUCACACGCAUCCGGACUACGAUGACUGGACGCUGCAGUGGGAUAUUUCCGUAUUGAAGCUGGUCAGUCCGCUGCAACUUGGUACCACCGUUCAACCGAUCAAUCUACCUCAGCGAACCUUCACCAUUGCCGAAGGCACUAAUGUCUCCCUAGCUGGGUGGGGCGCUCUUUACUACCAAGGACCGUCCACUAACCAUCUGCAACAUGUUAUGGUGCCGAUCGUAAGCAACAGUCGGUGCGCUAUGUCCUAUCUGAACUUUGCCCCGAUCCUACCGUUCCACAUCUGCUCCGGCCACAAGGGUAAGGACGCGUGCCAGGGUGAUUCGGGUGGACCGCUAGUCUACCAGGACCAGAUCAUCGGUAUCGUCUCGUGGGGCUACGGCUGUGCGUUUGAAAACUACCCAUCGGUUUACACUCGUGUGUCAGAGUUUUUAGACUUUAUCACGGAGCGCCUGUAA